UCUUCCUCGUCCCGGAGGGGGGGGGGAUGCCCCCUCUCAGUCCGAAGGAUCGCCAUCUGCGUGCGUUGAAGUGGACAGGGCGAUCCAGACUCGUGAUCUCUGCCCGCCCUUCCUCUUCCCUCUCCGUGCGAUCACGCCCACAUGGUUCCGUGUUGAUUAACCUGGAAGAAGAACCGUCGCCUCUCCUUGGUUGUAAUCACUGCUCACAUUUACCUCAUAGUUGCCCUCCCUGAAGGGAGAGGAACCGUUGCUCUUUAUGCAGUACAGGAGGUCUUCAGAAAAGCCCAACCAAAGCUAUAUAGAAUUGCAACUUGGAUUGUGCAGGCGGAGUUAAUCAGUUGCACUAGAAGAUGGGGAAAAAAAGCCGAGUGAAAACACAGAAGUCAGGUACUGGAGCUACAACAGCUGUCUCUCCAAAGGAGAUAUUGAAUCUGAUUAGUGAAUUGUUACAGAAAUGUAGCAGCCCAACUCCCGGUCCUGGAAAAGAGUGGGAGGAAUAUCAGCAGAUCCGAGCUCUUGUUGAGAGAAUUCGUAAAAAGCAGAAAGGUUUAUCUAUUAUAUUUGAUGGAAAAAGAGAAGAUUAUUUCUCUGAAUUAAUAAAAUGGGCUGGAGAGAAUGGUGCAGCCACAGAUGGUUUUGAAGUAGCUAAUUUUGGAGAAGAGGGUUUUGGAUUAAAAGCAACACAAGAUAUAAAAGCAGAAGAACUUUUUCUCUGGGUUCCCAGAAAAUUGUUAAUGACCGUAGAGUCAGCUAAAAAUUCAAUCCUGGGUUCUCUAUAUUCUCAAGAUCGAAUUCUCCAAGCUAUGGGCAAUAUCACAUUAGCUUUUCAUCUUCUCUGUGAACGAUACAACCCUAAUUCCUUCUGGCUACCUUAUAUCCAGACCCUCCCAAAUGAAUAUAAUACUGCUCUUUACUUUGAGGAAGAUGAAGUUCAAUAUCUUCAGUCAACUCAGGCCAUACACGAUAUUUUUAGCCAGUAUAAAAAUACUGCCCGACAAUAUGCCUAUUUCUACAAAGUUGUACAGACCCAUCCUAAUGCCAGCAAACUGCCAUUAAAGGAUUCUUUCACUUACGAUGAUUACAGGUGGGCAGUUUCCUCAGUCAUGGCUCGACAAAACCAGAUUCCUGCUGAGGAUGGCUCUAGGGUUACAUUAGCUCUGAUACCUUUAUGGGACAUGUGUAAUCACACCAAUGGACUGAUUACUACAGGCUACAAUUUAAAAGAUGAUCGUUGUGAAUGUGUGGCACUUCAAGAUUUUAAAGCUGGUGAACAGAUUUACAUUUUUUAUGGCACUCGGUCAAAUGCUGAAUUUGUGAUCCACAGUGGAUUUUUCUUUGAUAAUAAUUCACAUGACAGAGUGAAAAUAAAGCUUGGAGUAAGUAAAAGUGACAGGCUGUAUGCUAUGAAGGCAGAAGUCUUAGCUCGUGCUGGAAUCCCAACUUCCAGUGUUUUUGCUUUGCAUUCAACGGAGCCUCCAAUCUCUGCUCAACUACUGGCUUUUCUUAGAGUAUUUUGUAUGACUGAAGAUGAGCUGAAAGAACACUUGAUAGGGGAGCAUACUAUUGACAGAAUCUUCACCCUUGGUAAUUCAGAAUUUCCAGUGAGCUGGGACAAUGAGGUGAAACUCUGGACUUUCCUGGAAGCCAGGGCAUCUCUUCUCUUGAAAACCUACAAGACUACUGUUCAAGAUGACAAAUUCAUUUUGGAAACACAAGACCUUACCCGUAACGCAACUAUGGCUAUUAAAUUGCGUUUAGGAGAAAAAGAAAUUUUGGAAAAAGCAAUAAAAAGUGCUACUGCUAAUCGGGAGUACUAUAGCAAACAAAUGGCAGAAGAAGCACCCCUUCCUAGAUAUGAAGAAAGUAAUGUUGCCUUGCUGGAGAACACUGUGGCAGACUCGAGCCUCCCAAUUGUCCUGAGAAAUUUGGAUGAAGAGACAGAGGAGCCACAGGAUCUAAAGAUUGAGGAAAGCAUUGGUGCAGAAGCAAAUGGAUUUGUGAAUGGGGACAGUUCUUUGCUUAAUAGGACCAAAUUGGAAAAUGAAAAGCUAAAUCAAGAAGAAAGCAGCAGAGAGACUGAGGAUACCAAAGAAUCUUCUUCAGACAGUACUGAUGAGGUUAAGGAAUAGCUCUAAAUCAUUCUGGUUUUAUUGUGACAUGGAAAACUAGCAGGUGUUCUUAUUCUCCUCUUUGAACAGUAAUUUACAUUGGUGUUUUCUUAACAUUUCUUUCUGCAGAGGAAUGAGGGGUGCUUUUUAACAAGAAAAAAAGUUUUAAGUUAUUUAAAAGAUUUAGCAUCCCUUUUCUAUUAAGAUUGCCAUCUUGCUUUUGGAAUCCAGGAAUAGGGCAAGAGAAAAAUACCAUUGGAACAUUGUGCAGUCCUUGGUUGAGAAAAUCCAUAUACUUCCUAGGGAAGAGGUCAACCUCAUCUGCUGCUUUUCUGUUCUGUUUAUUCUGACUUUUAAAAUUCAAAGCUUGUUGCCCAAGGAAGUGAUAGGAUUUACUUUUGCUAAAAACUGAAAGCAGAAGAGAAUAGGGAAUGGAUAUCAAGAUUAAGAAAAGCUAGGAAAGAGUCAGAUAUGCUGCUCCCUAAACAGUAAUGUGGCAAUCUUAUUUUUAUUAGGUUUUAAAUAUCAGUAAGAAUACCUAUUUUAUUCUAAUUAUAGUGGUUUUUAAGAAUGUUGAUUUAUUUUGUGGUUUGUUUUACUGUAUGAGAAGUUUCAUUCUCCCUCUUUGCUCCUCCUUUCUCCUCCUCCCACCCCCCAAAAAUCAAAGUUUGCAACUAUGGUACAUCCUCCACUUUAUUUUUAAGGUGUAACUUUUAUUUUGAAAUGGCACUGUUAUAUUUGGUGAAGAAAAAGUGAAAGUGGAUCAUUCAGCCCAUGCCUUUAAACUGUGUUGUUCAAAGUGAGAUUGCUCCCCAGCUUUUUCAGAUUUUCAAAUAAGUAGAGAUUUUCAGAGCAACACUUUUGACUAAGAAAAUUAUUAAAAGUGAAACCUUACUAAUGUGUCUGCUACUUUUCAUUAAUACUGCAUGGCUUAACAUGCUAAAUUGUACACUAAUUCUAAAUUUCUGCUUGCAGUUUUAGGGGAGUUAAAGGAGAUUUAUUUUCAGAAGACUGCUAGAUCACACCCAGAAUAUACAAAUUAGCCUGGUCCAGAAGAAAAAUGGAAAUAUUUUGUGUAUCUUAGAAUGUUCCAUCUCCCAAAAAUACAUUUUGUGAAUUCCUAAUAUGCAGAAAUAUUUUUGGCUUUGUGGAUCUUUAAAGUCUGUUCUUUCAGAGCACAGUCUAGAGUUUUGACUCUAUCAAAUCAGCAGUGUUUAACUGCAGAGAUGAGUGGAACAGUUUUUUAAUAUGUCAAAAUGCUUUUAAUUUUGGUAUAUUUUUGAGUGCACCCUUGUCACUUUAUGUUUAAAAAGUGUAAUUUUUAAGGUCCCAGACAGAAUAGGCCAAGCUCUGGAACCCUAAAGCAAAGAAACCUGAAAUUGAAACAUCACAAUUUUAAUGCAUUUUCUUUGAGUUAUAUUUCUAACUUGUGCAAUUUUAAGCAGAACUAAUAUUUUGUCCUUCACUGCUUUGAAAAUGGCCUUCAAAGGAUAUAGGAGCAGUUUUAUCAAGUAAGCUCAUAAAAACUUUGCUUAGUCUCUGAAAGAAAGAAAAAGAAUUGAAUCUUUAGUGUAUGAGUUUGGAAAUUCAGUUAUAAUGAAUAUAACUCCAUGUAUUUUCCUAAGAUUAGCAGAAGCCAAAAUAAACAAAUAUAUGCAAAUUU
Molecule: messenger RNA, 3771 nt
Organism: Pantherophis guttatus
Lineage: Eukaryota; Metazoa; Chordata; Lepidosauria; Squamata; Colubridae
Source: RefSeq, a predicted model, not a curated record